Messenger RNA from Geodia barretti, 2883 nucleotides. The record is from the annotation of a GenBank genome assembly. NCBI's taxonomy places the organism in Eukaryota, Metazoa, Porifera, Demospongiae, Tetractinellida, Geodiidae.
AAAAUCCAGAUUCUCCCGGUUUCCAGCAUUCUGCUGCUCGUUUGUAACCUGCAAGGGUACGCCAGUCUGUGCAGUCUUAUCACCCUUGGACGACGACGGUGCGAAAAAGGCGAAAGCGAAGUGACACUCGAAGAGUGCUGCCUUCAUUCAGAAGGACUGUAUGCGAUUUGGCUGCCGGAAAGCAUGGCAGUUCUGCAAGAGCGCGAGGAUACAGGUCACUUGAAAAUCAUGAAACAGGCAUUCGGCAAUCGAUUCUUCAUGAUGAUAUGCCGUCACAAGGAAGCAAAAGAUCCCAUCCUCGAAAAUCGCAUAAGAAACCAUGCAAAACGUUAUGGAAUUCGUACUGUCGCCGGGCAGGAAAUUCUGUAUCACUGUACGAGCCAUCGUCCGGUUCAGGAUGUGCUAAGCUGCAUCCGGCACCGUCGAUCCCUAUCAAACUGCGAAAACCUGCUGAAGCCGAACGCACUUCAUGAACUGAUCGGAGCAGAUGAAUUUCUGAACAUUUUCGACGAUGACCCAGCUUCGGUCCAAGCGACUGUCGAAAUUGCUCGGAACUGCAGUUUUCGACUGGAGGAUGUGCGUUACAUCUACCCCGAAGAGAUCCAUUCAGAUCGAAUCUCGGUCGUGGAAUACCUGCGAGAACUUACGCACCGUGGUGCGUUGCAGCGAUAUUCCGGCCGACCGCCGGAAGCGAUCAGCAAACAGAUUGAACGGGAACUUCAGCUGAUCGAAGAAUUGGAGUAUGCCAGCCACUUUUUGACUAUGCAUCGAAUCGUUGAGUGGUGCAAACAGCAGGACAUCAUGUGUCAGGGGCGUGGGUCGGCUGCGAAUUCCGCAGUGUGCUUCUGCCUCGGAAUCACUCAGAUUGAUCCGAUUGACAUGGAUCUGCUGUUCGAGAGGUUUUUGUCCCGCGAACGCGAUGCGCCCCCGGAUAUUGAUCUGGAUAUUGAACACGAGCGACGCGAAGAAGUGAUCCAACAUGUCUACGAUGCAUAUGGCCGGGAUCGAGCCGCCAUGGUAGCAGUCGUAAUCCGCUAUCGAAUUCGCUCCGCAAUUCGCGAUGUCGGAACGGUUCUGGAUAUUCCCGCAUCCGAACUGCAACGGCUCUCGAAACAGCUCAACUCGUACGGUUCAAUCGCCCCGGACGAUUUUGUCCGGGCCGGCCUGGACCCGUCGCUGCGUACUCAUUGUCUGCUGGCCGAACUGUCCAAUGCCAUUAUCGACUUUCCCCGACAUCUGUCUAUUCACCCGGGAGGGUUCGUUUUCACCACCGGUCCUAUCCAUGAAGUGAUACCGGUAGAAAAUGCCACCAUGCCGAACCGUACCGUCAUUCAGUGGGAAAAGGACGACAUUGAAGCCAUGAAAAUAUUCAAAGUCGAUCUCCUGGGACUCGGCGCACUCACUCAGCUGCACCGAUGCUUCGAGUUGAUUUCGCAGCAUCGCGGUAUUGAUUUAACUAUGAACUCAAUUCCCACUGACGACGAACAGGUGUUCGCAAUGCUGCAAAAAGCGGAUACCACCGGCGUUUUUCAGAUUGAGAGUCGAGCGCAGAUGAGCAUGCUCCCCAGAUUGAAACCAGAACAAUGGUACGAUCUGGUGGUACAAAUUGCCAUCGUGCGGCCAGGACCGAUUUCGGGUGGAAUGGUGCACCCCUAUCUUCGCAGACGUGCCGGUGAAGAAGCAGUCGAAUACCCGCAUCCAUGUCUAGCUUCGGUACUGGGAAAAACACUCGGCAUUCCGAUUUUUCAGGAGCAGGUAAUCAAACUGGCAAUGACUGUUGCUGAUUAUCAGCCCGGAGAGGCCGAUCAAUUGCGACGCGAUAUGGCGGCAUGGCGUAGGGUCGAUCGGCUGGAAAGACAUCGUGAAAAACUGGUUUCACGCAUGGUGGCGAAAGGAAUCAAACAAAAGUUUGCCGAACAGGUGUUUGACCAGAUACGCGGAUUUGGAGAAUAUGGCUUCCCCGAAUCCCACUCUGCCAGCUUUGCACUGAUUGCCUAUGCUGCUUCCUAUCUCAAGUGCCACUAUCCAGCAGAAUUCGCAUGCUCGCUUCUCAAUUCCCAACCGAUGGGGUUCUACUCGCCGUCUACGAUUGUUGAAGACACCCGAAGACAUGGAGUACGGAUUCUUCCGAUAGACGUGCAUUUCAGUCGACGAGACUGCACUGUCGAACCCUGUCGCGAAAGCACCGGAGGCUAUGCAUUGCGUAUCGGUCUUCGCUAUGUCAAGGGCAUCAACAACAAAGAGGCCAAAUCGCUUGAAUCGACGCAAAUCGCCGUUCAAUCGAUCGAAGAGCUAAUGCACGAAACUGGAAUAUCGAAAGCAACAGUCAAAAAGCUGGCGGAAGCUGGCGCACUUCGGGGGUUGGCCGCCAAUCGCAGAACCGCACUGUGGAUGGCGCAUGGCAUCCGUACACGGAAAGAGAUUCUUCCAACCCUUGAAAAUUCCACGGAAUUUCGUUCUCUAAGCCUGGAAGAGUCAACUGCAUGGGACUAUCGAAGCACAGGAGUCAGCAGCAACGGACACAUGCUGCAGCAUUAUCGAGAACAGUUGCGUGCACAAGGGCUGCCAGACGCAAAAACGGUCAACAACAUGCCAGAUGGACGUCGUGUACGUUUUGUGGGUGCUGUCAUCUGCAGACAGCGCCCGGCUAAUGCAUCCAGCGUGGUUUUCAUGACGCUUGAAGAUGAAACCGGCUUUGUAAACACGGUGUUCUGGCCGCGAUGUUUCGAACGCUAUUCGACAUUGGCCAAAACACUCUCGCUGCUGGGCGUCGAAGGCACUCUUCAGGUUGCAAGCAAUGUCGUUCACCUGAUUGUUGAUCAUGUCUGGAAACCAACUGAUUUCUCCUUGUGGAAAGAUUUUCGAUCCCGAAACUUUCACUGA